Messenger RNA from Sinocyclocheilus grahami, 359 nucleotides. Its product is annotated as triple functional domain protein-like. Lineage: Eukaryota; Metazoa; Chordata; Actinopteri; Cypriniformes; Cyprinidae. Gene Ontology annotation, molecular function: guanyl-nucleotide exchange factor activity. Gene Ontology annotation, cellular component: extrinsic component of membrane; cytoplasm. The record is from RefSeq and is a predicted model, not a curated record. The annotation marks the transcript as partial. The transcript has 2 exons.
UGAGCAACAUGGACUCUUGGUGUAAAGCCUGUGGAGAGGGAGAACUUCCUUCUGAGCUACAGGACCUGGAAGACACCAUCCACCACCACCAGGGUCUCUAUGAACACAUAACCACUGCCUAUUCUGAGGUAAGUCAGGAUGGCAAAGCCCUGCUAGAUAAGCUACAGCGGCCUUUGACCCCAGGAAGUGCAGAUUCGCUGACAGCCUCGGCUAACUACUCCAAGGCGGUGCACCAUGUUCUGGAUAUCAUUCAUGAGGUUCUGCAUCACCAGAGGCAGUUGGAGAACAUCUGGCAACACCGCAAACUUCGUCUUCACCAACGGCUACAGCUCUGCGUCUUCCAACAGGAUGUCCAGCAG